AUGAGUUCUUCCAGGAAUCAUCGCUUGCCAAAGGUGUUGAGUCAUCAGUUGAAGAUGCCCAUCUGUUCCUGCACCAUCCGUUGCGACUGCAUCAUCAGCAGCCUUACCGAGGAGACCUUGCAUGCGGCACCGGAUUAUCUUAAGAAGGACGCUAUCCGCUGGAACUCCGCUGCCCAUCUCUACGACGAGCUGCGAAUCGGCCAUGCUCUAUUUGGUAAUCGAUUCCAUGAUAUUGAAAAGAGAGAUCGACGAGAGAAGUGCAGGAGUCAAUACCACUCCCCGGAACACUCGCCAAAACUUCAUCGCCGUCGUUUGUCCCACAGUCACUUAUUUUUUGGAGGCAAUGACCAGGCUAGAAGCCUUUUGAGAAAGAAUUCCAGUUUUUUCAACGAAUCGCCAUGUCACUUGGGCAAUCCUAGUCAAAUCUCUUUACUCUGUGCUUUGAAGGAGAAGUUGCCAAUUACAAAAAUGUAG
Messenger RNA from Caenorhabditis remanei, 474 nucleotides. RefSeq lists its product as uncharacterized. The transcript has 5 exons. The coding region runs from base 1 to 474 and encodes 157 amino acids. The record is from RefSeq and is a predicted model, not a curated record. Lineage: Eukaryota; Metazoa; Nematoda; Chromadorea; Rhabditida; Rhabditidae.